AAACUCGGCACUUCUAUGACGUAUUUCCGAGCCGCCGCGGCUUACGGAAGCCGUGGUAUCUACGGAGGGACGGGAGGCCGCAAAAAUGGUGGUAACCAGGUCUGCACGUUCUGGGGCUAGAAUACAAGUCACGUCGGCCGCCAGCUCCCAGCAGAAGAGUUCUGCUGCUGGAGGAAUUCAGGCACAUCCAGAAAGCAAGAAGGAAUCUCAACCUGAUAACCAAAGCACAGCUGAAUCGCAGACUGCUGGAAAAAGUUCAAUCUCUAUAACUCCUAAAAUCAGAAAGAGAAAGAGCAGGACUACCACAGGCUCACCAGCAGAGAUAACUGAACCACCUACUGAUGGAGAAUUCUCUGAAACAGAGUCAAAUUGUUCUUCACCAUCUGAGAUCCAGGAGCCUAUUCUGAGAAUAACUAGGAGAAGACAGAUCAUAAUUGCACCUACACCAGCAUCCACUGUAAGAAAAAAGCAGAAAAUAACUGCACUAAAUGAAUCUGUUGCCGAAGAAAUUGUCUCUGAAGUAGAAUCUCACACUUCAGGUGUUUCUAGAAUUGGGUCUUCGCCAGAAGUGACAAGAACCAGAAAUAAGGCCACAUCUCUAACUGGUCAAAACCAAGAAUCACAUGCAGAAGUUCUAUCUGAUGCUGAGUCAUCAUACUCUGACAUUUCAUUCCCUGGAAUUAUACAUAAGAGAACUACCAGAAUUGUGCCAAGGAAAUUACAGGCACAAACUGAUAAUAAACAUACUAAGAUUGUACCAGAAAAUAAGGGAAUCAUGGAUAUCUCUAUGAAAUCAGAGGAUUCAGGUACCAGACGGAGUUUGGAUGAAGAGGAAAACAGAAGAAUAGAUGAAGAAAAGGAAAAUGAUAAAAGUUCUCAGUUGAAAUGCCUUUCUAAACUUCAGGACACUAGUCUUCAGCAGUUAGUCUCUCAAAAGCAUUCAACCCCUGAAAAUAAGGCCACAUCAGAGCCCUCAAAUCUGAACCAUGAGGCCAUCAUGAAAUCAUUAGCACAAACAUUUGCAGUUGUAGAAGUAAACAGAUGGAAUGAAAAGGGAAAAAGCACCAUAAAAGUAAAUGACUUGACAAAGUUCAGUGGUCAGGGUGGUGAUUAUGAUGAAGAAUCCACAAGUAAAGUUGACAGUGAGCACAACAGUGAAAAGAGUAUAGAUGAAUGUGAUGCCAGACUAAACAAACCUGAGCUGGACCAGUCUCAGGAUAUAGAGGAUUCUGUCUUACUAGUUCUCAGCAGUGAUGAAAGCCAGCAAUCUGAAAGCUAUGAAAGUGAACAGGACACUCUGUGUUUUGUUGAAAAUAGUGGUCAAAAGGAAUCAUUAAAUGGAAACUCAGAAAAUACAUCUCAUGAAAAUGCAUUCUUUGUAAUUGACACAACUCCUGGAAUCAAUGCUGAUAAAAAAUUUUACUUGGAAGAUAAGGCAAGUGAGGAUAUCACUGAGGAAGAAAAAGAAGAGGAAGAAGAUGAAAACAGUGAGGAAGAACCAUCAGAUAGUGACAGAAAUAAAGAUGAGUAUAGUGAUGAAGAUGACUUACUAAAUAACACAAAGUCUAAACUUCUGAAGUUGACAAGUAGCAGUAUAGACCCUGGUCUGAGUAUCAAGCAGUUGGGUGGUGUAUAUAUUAAUUUCAAUGCAGAAAAACUUCAGUCAAAAAAGAAAACUCUAACACAGAUCAAGGAGAAAAAGAAAAAUGAGCUCCUACAGAAAGCGGUUGUUACACCCGAUUUUGAAAAAAAUUAUUGUGUCCCACCAUAUAGUGAAUCAAAGCGGCAACUUCAGAAAAAACGCAGGAAAGAGCGACAAAAAACUGCAGGUGAUGGUUGGUUUGGCAUGAAAGCUCCAGAACUGACUGAAGAACUUAAAAAUGAUCUCAAAGCUCUGAAGAUGAGAGCAAGCAUGGAUCCAAAAAGAUUUUACAAGAAAAAUGACCGAGACGGCUUCCCUAAGUACUUCCAGAUUGGAACUAUUGUUGACAAUCCAGCUGAUUUCUACCAUUCACGAAUUCCCAAGAAGCAAAGGAAAAAGACUAUUGUAGAAGAACUGCUGGCUGAUUCUGAGUUCAGAAGAUAUAACCGAAGGAAGUACUUAGAGAUCAUGGCUGAAAAAGCAGCAAACGCAGCUGGAAAAAAAUUCAGGAAGAAGAAGAAAUUUCGCAAUUAAUAUUCACCAAGCAAAGUAUUUUACAUCUUCCCUUUAUUUAUUUAUAAAAGAUGUUUUAAAGACUAAUACCAUUACACAACUUUACUAGCUCUGUUUAUAUAGAGAUUUCUGUUUGGAAAUAAAAUUGACCAGUAGGUAAUCAAUCACAUGCCUUUUGAAAUAAAAGUAAAUAUUCUACAAAAGGCCAUUCUGGCUUAGACUGCUUAAGAAGGAAAAGAUAUCUCAACCAUUUUAAGAUAAUUAACAUUUUUGCCAGGUAUGGUGGCUCACACCUGUAAUCCCAGCACUCGGGAGGCUGAGGCAGGAGGAUCGUUGGAGUUUGAGACCAGCCUAGGCUACAAAAUGAGCUCACGGCCAGCCUGAACUGCACAGUGAGACCCUGUCUCAAAAAGACAAAAAAAGAUAAUUAACUUUUUGUCAGGUUUUUAGUGCUUGGUUAUUUAAGGAAAAUUUACUUAAAAGGUAUAGCAUCUGCCAAUAUGUUUAAAGAACUUAAUGUCCUGUGUAGUUUUAUAUAUACGUAUACAUGUGUGUAUAUGUGAACAGGGGAGUUGGUAGGGAGGCAGUAUCCUAAAAUUAGUUGCAAAUUCACAUCUAGGUUGGUCAAGCUGGGAUACAGAGAUCUGCUUGUUUGCAGUUUACAAGUCACAACUGAAAAUGAAGGAAUGAUAAGUGUAUUCUUGGAGCAAAUGUAUAUUAGCAUUAAACCAAAGAACUAAGUGAAGUUAUAAAGAAGCCUUAAAAGAUAAGUUUCCCAAGAAAGUUUGGGAUGUAGGUGGAAGAUAUACAAAAGCUGUUUUCUUUUCUUGGUGCCAAAAAAGGAAUAGUUGAUCUUAUAUACAUUUACUGUUUUGUUUCAAGCAAAACAGGAUUGAAAAGUAGCAUUUUAAUUUGACCAGAAGGUGAAGUGGCUCAGUUUAUUUCCUCUCCAAAGGCACAAUAUGCUUGCUGGCUAAGUGGCUUUCUGCCAGCAAGAACAGUUGGUCAUUUCUAUUGCUUCUUGGUGAGUUUUAGCCUCCUUUAUAGCAUUAUUUACUGUAUCUUUAUUUUCCUAGCAUACUAUUUUGGAUUUCAGUAAAUGUAAGAUCUUGUAUUUUAUUGUUUGGGGUCAUAAACAACUUAGUAAAACAGUAAAGACAAUAGCUUUCGCUGGUAAAGUUAGGGGAGCAUUUAUAUUUUCUUUUAUAGAAAAACUUAUUUCAAAAAUACGUUUUGCCUUCUGUGUAAUAUAGAAUCUCAUGACAGAAUUAAGUAUUGAGAGAGAAAGAAGAAAUAGUUAUAAGUUACCUGUUAAGGCUUGGAUCUUAAAUGAUCCCAAAUUCUCAUACUAUAGAAAAUUUUGGUUUGUAGCCCAUGGUGUUACUGGAAGGUGGUGAAACCCAUAGGAGGCAGGGCCUAGUGAAAAAAAAGUUAGGUCCCUGGGGUUGUGCCCUGGAAGGAGGUAUUUGGGACUCUGCUCUUUUUCUCUUGUAUCCUGGCCAUCAUGACAUUCUGCCUUUCCAUAGACCCAGCGGUGACAGGGCUCAGUAGUCUGUGGGAACUGAGACCAUGAACCAAAAAAACUUUCCUCCUUUUAUUUUUAUUUUAUUUUAUUUUUUUAUCGGUAUCAGGGAUCGAAACCACAACCUCCUGCUUGCAAGGCAGGAGCUUAUGCCACUGAGCUAAAUCCCCAGCCCUGACUUGCCUCUUUUUAAGGUGAUUAUUUUGUCACAGAUGGAAAACUGACUAACACACCAUUUAACCUGUAGUAAAGUUGAAAGGCUUUAACAAAUGUAAAAUACUUAACCUUAUUCAAAUGACAGGAAUUAUUCAACUAAAAAUUCACCUAUUAAUAUUUAUUAUGUAGGUGUAUAGCUUUUUUAUAUCAAAUGUGACAGGCUACACAAAUUACAGUAUCUAAUGGUAUACUUUUAAGUAAAGGCCAGAAGGUAAAAAAAGCUUUGGUCUUUUGUUCUCUGAGUGAUCCUCGCCUACAGAUAUCUGCAUAUCGCAACAUGUGAUUGGGUUAUGAUAACCCUAUUUUUAAGCUUAAUAAGUUGAAGAUGCUUGUAAUACACUUAACAUACUAAACAUUACACCUUAGCCUAGCUUACCUUAAAUUAUACUCAGAACACUUACAUUAGUUUAUGCUUAUACAAUAUAGACUAUGUAAGUGUCAAGUAUGUCCAUCAUGUGAUUUAUUGUGUACCUGUAUCCAAACAAUGAUGGCAAUACAGCAUUCUGGUCUUACUAUUAUUUUCCUUAAGAUUACAUGCUGACUAGGGGUUGUAUAUCACUGCCACUGCCCAGGGAAAUGUCACUAGCCUAGGCAAAGUUUAAAAUUCCAAGUAUAGUUCCUACUGAAUGCAGAUUAUUUCUCACCAUUGUAAAAUUGAAGAAUUGUAAGUCAAACCAUCUUUAAGUCAGGGACUACUCAUCUUUGAAAAAUGGUUGAAAUUAUUUUGCUUUUUAAGCAAAGUAACUCUUGAGAAAAGUUUUGGUGACUAUGGAUUUGCCUAAUUUGGACAUUUCAUAUAAAUGCAAUGAUACAGUAUAUAGUCAUAUUUAAGUUCAUGUUAUAGCAUGAAUCAGUAUUUCAAUUCCUUUUGGUUGCUGAAUAAUAGUCCAUCAAAUAAAUAUACUACAUCUUGUUUAUCAGUUGAUAGACAUUUGGGUUGUUUCUACAGCUGACCAUAAAAAAUGAUGCCACUAUGGACAUUCUUGUACACAUCUUUGUUUAAAAGUUUUUUACUUUUAUUGUUUUUGGUUGAAACAGGAUAUAUGUAAUUCAGGCUGCCCUUAAACUAUGUAGCCAGUGCAGGCCUUAAACUUGCAGAAGUCUUCCUGCCUUAGCCCCAUGGCAGCUGGGAUUACAGGCCAGUGCCACCAUGGCCUACCUUGGGCACAUUUUUUAAUUUGGGUGUAUACCUGGAAGUGGGUUGCUGGGUCAUAUAACUCUAAUGUGUUAUUUUCUUUGAGAAGUUGCCAGACUUUUCUCAAGAGUGUAUACCAUUUUACAUACCCACUGACAUACUAUAUGAGGAUUUCAGUCUUGUCAGCAUCUGUCUUAUGCCACUUCCUAUUGUGAUUUUGACCUGAGAAACUAAUAUUUUUUAUUAAAGGCUAUGAAAAUAUCCAGAA
This is a messenger RNA of Cavia porcellus (domestic guinea pig), 5296 nucleotides long. It is a transcript of the gene Dnttip2, whose product is annotated as deoxynucleotidyltransferase terminal interacting protein 2. Gene Ontology annotation, cellular component: nucleolus. NCBI's taxonomy places the organism in Eukaryota, Metazoa, Chordata, Mammalia, Rodentia, Caviidae. Gene Ontology annotation, molecular function: RNA binding. Gene Ontology annotation, biological process: RNA processing. Bases 86 to 2176 code for a protein of 696 amino acids. The record is from RefSeq and is a predicted model, not a curated record. The transcript has 7 exons.